Messenger RNA from Contarinia nasturtii (swede midge), 816 nucleotides. RefSeq names its product DET1- and DDB1-associated protein 1. The record is from RefSeq and is a predicted model, not a curated record. Lineage: Eukaryota; Metazoa; Arthropoda; Insecta; Diptera; Cecidomyiidae. Gene Ontology annotation, biological process: positive regulation of proteasomal ubiquitin-dependent protein catabolic process. Gene Ontology annotation, cellular component: Cul4-RING E3 ubiquitin ligase complex. The coding region runs from base 132 to 497 and encodes 121 amino acids. The transcript has 4 exons.
CACAAUUCUAUAGUGAUAAAAGUCAAACAGAAAGGAGAAGUGAAGACAAGAAGAAAACGAAGAAAUAACAAAAAAAGAGUAUUGGCGAAUCGUGACAUAAAACGAUUUAUUUAUUUUUAUUAAAUUUUUCUAUGAAAUUUUCAUCGAGUUGUAUCACGGCAUAUACUCAUAGCGAAACAAACAGGAAUACACACAUAUUCAAAAUGUCAAUCAGUGAAUUUCUAAAGAAUCUUCCGAGUCAUAAUGAGAAAAACUUUGCACUAUUCAACACAGAAAAUGGCAUUCGAACAUCAUCACGACGACCAUCAGUAUAUUUACCAACCGUAGAUAUUCCAUCAGAACAGAUUAUUGUAACAGAAAAGAAAAAUAUUUUACUAAGAUAUUUGCAUCAACAAUGGGACAAAAAGGCUCCGGUGAAAAAACGAGAACACACCAACGAAAAUACUGGAGAAAAUGCACGAACAAAACGACCCCGAAUGGAACGUGAUCCAAAUUGAAAUGGAUCCACAUUAGUAACGCUCGCAUCCAUACACAUACACACACACCGUAUUAACAUUUAUAUCAUUAUUUAACAUGCAGAGGCAAAAGGAAAUAGCAAACAAUUUGGUGAAACUUACCAGCACUAAACAAUAGCAUUAUGAUUUGUAACUAGAUGUAAGUGACAGAUUGAUGAAACUUUGCUUGUGGUCAGCAUGCAUUGCAAAUGACUGAAGAAAUAUUGAUAUUCUGAUUUUGGAGAUUAUAUUUAUGAAAUAACGAGAAUGCUUCGAAUUUUUCUUCAUCUGGAUUGAAAAUAAAUUAGACCUCCAAUUGUAA